Molecule: messenger RNA, 1008 nt
Organism: Amoebophrya sp. A25
Lineage: Eukaryota; Dinophyceae; Syndiniales; Amoebophryaceae
Source: the annotation of a GenBank genome assembly
UCGGGACUUUGAUCUUGAAUGUGAAAAUGCGACUGAUUUUCGAGCACUCUGUGAGCUGUUUUUCGGUGAGGAGGUCGGGAGCUGGGCUCAAGAACAUGCGGGGACUGCCGCAGCGCCUGUGGCGAGGUCAUCGGACGACGGGGUCUCAGCGAUGGAUGUCGACUGCGAGAAAAAUAUCGCGCAGGAUGGUGGAGAAAGUGCGUCAUCUUCUAAGGUGUUUAACACAGCAGGAGGUCGGGGUCGCCUUCCCGAUGGUUGUGGUAGACCUGCGGUGUCUGUCGCAUGCAAAAAGCGCGAAAGCGAAGAUUGGGUGCUUUUGUCGCAGGCUUUGUGCUAUGCGAUCGCGGCAAGUUGCUAUCUUGUAGGUCUGCGCUUCGCCGGGACGGGCCAUGCCGAAGCUAAACGCGUUUUACUUCUCAUGCUGAGGAAAUUCGCUAUGCGAGGUGCUGCAAUAGACUUAGCCGCAUGUCAUAGCAUGUGCGUCGUUGCUCUGGGGCUUCUGAUGUGCGGCACGGGCGACCUGGAGAGCUUCGCUCUGCUUCGCAGCCUGCGCAAGCAGAAAGCACUAGUAACCUACGGAGCUUGGGUUGCACUGCAUAUGGCCAUGGGCCUUAUCUUUCUGGGUGGUGGACAAUACACUUUCAAAAUAGACCACCAGAGAAGCGGAGGUCUUGACAAGUCAUUGUUUGCAAUCGCGUGUCUGCACAUGGCAGCGUACCCGCGCUUUCCUAGCUCGAUAAGUGACAAUCGCUAUCACUUACAGGCAUUGCGAUACUUCUAUAUUCUUGCAGCAUCUCCAAAACAGUGAGAUGAGACUCCCGAGCAUAUUCUUAGUCGCCUGGUGUAUUAAAGAACAACACUGCAGCGGGUACUGAAACUGCUGUACUUGUCUCUGCCGCUUGCCGCAAGAACUCCAUUCAUUUCUUUAUUCCUCGCUACACCUCCAGCGCACUUGGCUUUCGCUUCUAUCUUUACUGAAUGGAACCAAGCGUCUUGCUCUCCGUGACC